UCCUCUCAUGGAGUGCCCACCUCCUUCCUUUGCUUCCACUCUCUGCUUUCUCGUUCUCGUUUCCUUCUCCUUUCUCUCUCCUGGGCUUCCCGUCUUUCAUGCAUCCUCUGAGGGCCACCAGUGCUUCAGGCUGUGCGGCUCAGAGAAGGCGCGAGUCCUCGCGGGACAGGCGCGAGGUGCAGAGCAGCGAAAGCGCGGGGCGCGCACAGGGGCGCGCGCCGGGCAGCCGCGUGGCCGGGCGGCCGGCUGGGAAGCGGCGCGCGCGCGCCCCGCGAGCCCCUGGCGCGCCCCCGGCGGCCGGGGCCGCAGCGUGCUCGCCCCCGCCGCCAGCUCGCCUCACUUAUGGGUCGGAAGCGCUGCGUGGGGGAGACUGUUCCAAGAUGGCGGCGGGUUGCUGCGGGGUGAAGAAGCAGAAACUGUCCAGUUCGCCCCCCUCUGGCUCGGGUGGCGGUGGUGGCGCCUCCUCCUCCUCCCACUGCAGCGGAGAGAGCCAGUGCCGAGCUGGGGAGCUGGGACUAGGAGGCGCCGGCACGCGGCUCAACGGGCUGGGAGGUCUAGCCGGAGGAGGUAGCGGCGGCGGCUGUAACCUCUCUCCCCCCCAGGGCUGCGGCGGCGGCGGCGGGGGGAUUUCCCUGUCGCCACCUCCGAGCUGCGGAGUGGGGACCCUACUUUCUACCCCGGCCGCCGCCACCUCUUCCUCGCCCUCCUUGUCGUCCGCCGCUUCGUCCUCAUCGCCCGGCUCCCGGAAGAUGGUGGUGUCAGCGGAGAUGUGCUGCUUUUGCUUCGAUGUGCUCUACUGUCACCUGUACGGAUACCAGCAGCCCCGGACCCCCCGGUUCACCAACGAGCCCUACCCACUGUUUGUAACGUGGAAGAUCGGUCGAGACAAAAGAUUGCGUGGAUGCAUAGGUACUUUUUCUGCCAUGAAUUUGCAUUCAGGACUCAGGGAGUACACACUUACCAGUGCCCUUAAAGAUAGCCGUUUUCCCCCAAUGACAAGGGAUGAGUUACCACGGCUCUUCUGCUCAGUCUCUCUGCUCACUAACUUUGAAGAUGUCUGUGAUUAUUUGGACUGGGAGGUGGGUGUACAUGGCAUUAGAAUAGAAUUCAUCAAUGAAAAAGGAUCAAAACGCACCGCCACCUACCUACCGGAGGUUGCAAAGGAGCAAGGAUGGGACCAUAUUCAGACCAUAGACUCCUUACUGAGGAAAGGAGGCUACAAAGCUCCAAUUACUAAUGAAUUCAGGAAAACCAUAAAACUGACCAGGUACCGUAGUGAAAAGAUGACCCUGAGCUAUGCUGAAUACCUUGCUCAUCGCCAGCAUCAUCAUUUCCAAAAUGGCAUUGGGCAUCCCCUUCCACCAUACAACCAUUAUUCCUGACACUGAGCCGCACAACCAGUCACUGGGCCUCUCUGCAGACCUCUUCCCAGGAGACCCUACCCCUUCUUGGUCUAGCUAUCUCUUUUACUGUACCAUUUUAUGAUGAUAGUUUCCGUUGCCAUGAUGAAGCUUGGACAUCGUCAGUUAAGAUCAUCAUGGUAACGGGUAGGAAAAUGACAUUUGUUAAGAAUUUUCUGUUUUAUUAUUUUAGGUCAUUGAUUUUUUUUUUUGCAGCAUAUAUAACUUUUGGGGUUUUCUUUCCUCACAAUAUCAUGUAGAAUUUUGUUUUGCUCUCUAAAUCAGGUUUCUGUCUUUCUGUCCUUCUUGCCUUCCUCCCUGUCUCGUUUCCUUCCUCCUUUCUGUCUUCUCUUCCCUCUUUCUUUCAACUGUGGAUGGAAGAAAUUGUGCAGUUUUUAAGGAUUUUAUUUAGGUUUUUCUUUAGUUUUCUUCAGUAAGAUAGAUAAUUUUUGAUAGGUGAGUUUGGGAGCAAUUCAUAUCAAAUUCAGGUAUUUGCAUAUGACUCGAAUUUGUCUAAAAUUAAGUUUGCUGUGAGGGCUUAGUAUGUGGAUCUUCACUCCUUAGGUGUGUGUUUUUCCCAUGGUUAAAAUAUAUGAACUUUAGUUCUAGUAUAGAACAUUCGAAGGUCCACGAUAGGGCUUGUCACAGAGAGUGAGAAACCAUGUAUGCCUAUUUUGCUGGUUAUCACUGAAGAGAUGGCCUCAUCACUUUAUAGAACCAACUUACAAACGACAACACUGUUUUAAGAAAGUGCAAGCUACCUUUCAAAUAUGCUACAAAAAUCAUUUUGAAGAGCAGUAAAUAUGAGGAAGAGAGCAGAUACAGAAUUUAGUGCCUUUGAGAAGAAUAUACUUAAAUUGAAUGGAGAGAGGUUAGGGGGGAAAAGGCAAUUUAGAGAAAUAGUCUUAUAAAAUUUUAUUGUUUCUAUAUGUGAAACAACAGAUGAGACAAAUUCCUUACUCCUAAGUAUUUUUUUAAGGUGAAAAAAAUUUAUUUUGAGCAACUAACCAAAAAGAGACAUUUGUCUAUGAUAUAUUAAUUUAAAUUCGUUAGCUUUAGGUUUCAAGAAAUCAUGAUUGGUCAGAGAUAAUUCUAGCUACUAUUUAAAGAAAAUAGUAAAGAGAAUCUAGUGAAACAAAAGUUCAUAUAUUGCCAUGAUUUCAGAUUAUGUUUGUCAUGGGGACAAUACUGGAGUCUUUCUGCACUACAUACUUUUGAUAGAAACACCUUUACUGUGCUGGUAAGAUGUUACGUUAUGUUACACCUAUAAAAUUGGUAUUUAGAGAUGAUAUAGUUGUCAGAGCCCAGCCCAUUGGCCGGUCUGGUCUUCUCCCCCUGGGCAUGCAAAGAGAACUUCAGUAGGAAGUCUCUGUGGGUAUCCCCAGGAAAAAAUGACAGAUGAUUCUGGAGAAAGAUUACCUUCAUUUUACUAUAAAACUGUGUGUGU
Messenger RNA from Hyaena hyaena (striped hyena), 2847 nucleotides. It is a transcript of the gene AMMECR1, whose product is annotated as AMMECR nuclear protein 1. Gene Ontology annotation, cellular component: nucleus. The record is from RefSeq and is a predicted model, not a curated record. Lineage: Eukaryota; Metazoa; Chordata; Mammalia; Carnivora; Hyaenidae. Bases 99 to 1382 code for a protein of 427 amino acids. The transcript is spliced from 6 exons.